Messenger RNA from Linum trigynum, 2576 nucleotides. The record is from the annotation of a GenBank genome assembly. Lineage: Eukaryota; Viridiplantae; Streptophyta; Magnoliopsida; Malpighiales; Linaceae.
CAGAAAUUAAUAGAAAAGUCAUCCUUCCUCAAAACCCUAAUCUCUUUCUCACUCAAAUCUCGUCUAUCCUUCUCUCUUGAGGCUUCGGCCGUUCUUUUUGUUUUUCCCCAAUUCUGUUCUUAAUCCCCAAUUCUCUUCUAAAUCCCUAAUUCUAUCUCUAAAUCCAUAAAUUCCCAAUUUCCCAACCCAACCGAUGGAACCCUAGAAACAGGUUUCUAUCAUAUGGUAUCAGAGCCCGAAUGAACCUAUCCAAGUUCUUCGAUUCGGAGUGGGUUCGUCUAAGCCAACGAUUGCAGCAGUCUAUCAACCACUACCGACGGGAAGCACGGGAGAGGGAGGAGACCAAGGGCGGGGGCAGUGGGUGUCGCCUUGGCGAGACAGGGCGGCGGCGACCGGCGGGUCUGCCCGACAACACCGCGAGGGCAGGCGACGCGGCGGAGGCUGGGGAGGCAGCCCUAGGCGCCGCGGGGGCAGGAGCGGCGACAGCCGCUGACACGCCAAAACACAACACCAAACUGCGACCAAGUGUAAUCGCAGUCUGGGAAUGCAGUAAAAUGGCAAGUUCUAUUAUCAACCCGGAGUCUAGAUCUACUGCUUACUCCGUGAUUAUCUAUUAUCUAGCCAACUAAGUUAACUGAUUGUUGUUUAAAGCAAAAGCAGUAAGAAAGCAGGAAUUGGUACGAUUUUCUCAAGCAAAGAAGGGUCACUCGGGAAUGAGUCCCCCUAGCUCCUUAGUUAGGCCUCAAUUGUAAUUACCCUGGGUUGAUUUACUGUUGAUUAGACUGCGGAAGAUCCGACAAUAGCUUGGAAUCUCUUAAGCUGACCAAGCCCUCUCAGUCUAAGUACUUGGCAGACGACUAGUCUUCACCGGGAUAGAAAGCUGAAGCAAUAAGCACAGAACUCCACUACUGGAAUUGGAUUCCAGUACAAAGCAGUAAACUGGCUAACUCUCGUAUAGCCAAUCUCCUAUUAACGAAUGAUGAGGCUCUAACAACCUAAUCAGAUUCUAUCUAUCUCAGGUUGCAGCAGAAAUCAGGAAAAGCUGAUCAGACUUCAAUUGACUCAAUAAACAUGCAUCAUUCGAUUAAAACCAAACAGUAUAAUCAUCCCAAGUCAUUACAAUCAAAUCCCUAACACAUGGAACUAGGGUUCUACUCCAUAGAGAGAGAGGGGAAAACAGAAUACAAAGCAGUCAUACUCAUAACAAUGGAAAGAAUCUGCUAUGGGAUGAUGAUUUCCACUCCUAUGACGAUCUCCAAGCUCGAUUUGAUGAAACCCAGCUCCAAGAUAGCUUCUAGGAUGUGUUCUUCGUACUUUCUCUCUCUAGGGCUCUAUUUUUGCUCUGAAAACUCGAUUCUCUCUUUUGCAGCCCGAAAUUGGGUAAAAACCAGAAAUUCCCGACUCACACGGGUAGGCCACACGGCCGUGUGGCAUACCCAGUUGCCCGUGUGAGGUCAAAACGCCGCGUUCCGAUUAUGUGGGUUUCAGGCUUCCUACACGGCCAGGGGCACACGGCCGUGUAGCUCACCCAGCCUGGCCGUGUGAAGCCUCGCAGAAUUCCAAACGGCCAAAUUGCAACUUCACACGGCCGUGUGGGUUCGGUGUGUGCCCGUGUGGCUUCCUCAGCGACUCGCCGCGCGUCCGAUCUUCGUCCAAUCGACCCCGAACUCGCUCCCAAGCCUUCAUUCACUUACUAGGACCUGAAAUAUCACAAACAAACACAACCUAGCGUGAAAUCGGCCUAAAACACGAGAAUCAACACCCCAAACGGCUCCAGAAUAGGGGUAAAAACAUGUGCAAUUAACGGCUUAUCAAACUCCCCCACACUUAACCGUUUGCUUGUCCCCAAGCAAACCAAGUCAGACACAAGGUAAGCUCACAUAUUUCAAUCAUACCAACAUUGGGGACAAAUCAUAUAGGCACAGAAACACGUGAAUCAUACUGGUUUUCAAACAUCAACACAUGAACAACCUCAAUAGCAACCUGGACAACCACCACAGAAGACAUUCGAGUGCAGCAAAAUCGAGUAAAGGAGGAGUCUCCCUUCUGUUCAUCAACCAACCUAGACUUGACUCAACCACUUACUCAAGACACUCAACUCAUGCAUAAAACUCAAGACAUCAGAAUCAAGAGCGAGCCAUCUAGGUCCUCACCGGGUAAAGAGUGUAAAGAACAAGAAAAUGAAUCGCUCACUCUCGACCAGUGGGUUCAGGACAAUUUGAUGCGAAAAAUGCGCAUACUUAUUCUCUCAAUUCCUAACAUCUCUUCACCAUGAAGGCAACCUCUAAAUGUUAGAGUUCACAUAAAUGGUUGUCAUCACUAACUAAUCAGGAGGUCUUAGACACAGGUUCAAGUGACUGGCUAGGGUCUUGGACAUGGGGAAAAGGCCUUUUAGGUGGUGGAAGUAUUCAUAGCACAAGGUUCCACAUUUCCAAACCCAACAAACUCACAGUCAAUCAAACCCGUACUUUCUUUCUGCUAUUCUGCAUUACUCAAAUUCAGAGCACAAGAGCGAAGGAGGUCACAUAAAUACCCGUAUUUCUAAGCCAGACUGCUAAGAAACACUACUUUCAGAU